GCGCUGGGUGCUGCCGGCGCCGCCCGCCUGAGGCGGGGGCGGGGGGGUGCGCGCCGAGCGCCGCGAUGGCGGCCGCCGUGGGCCUCUCUUCCUCGCCGGGCUCCCCCGCCGUGAGCGAGCUUUGCCAGAACGGGCGGGAGAUCUUCCUGGAAGCUUCGCGGCUGCUCCUCACCUACGCGGACAACAUCCUCCGGAAUCCUUAUGAAGAAAAAUAUAGAUUAAUUCGGAUUGGAAAUCCAGCAUUUUCCACGAGGCUGUUGCCUGUCAGAGGAGCAGUUGAAUGUUUAUUUGAGAUGGGGUUUCAAGAGGGAGAAACUCAUCUGGUUUUCCCUAAGGAAGCUUCUAUUGAACAGCUACGUAAAAUCAGAGACUUAAUUGCUGGAGAGAGGAGCAGCAGACUGAAUGAGUCAAAUCAGACCCACAGAUCAGGAUCCUCUGAAACCAUGGCCAGCACUCAGAGAGUUGCACAUCAGCCUUCAAGACCUGCUGACUCUCUUCUUGUCCCUGCCCGUCAGCAACCAGAAACAUCACUUGUGCAAUCUCUUGAAAUGGCUGCAGAUAUCUUGAAAACACUUCAAACAAAAUUUGAGCAUCAUGUAUUGAUGUAUGAGAAUCCUUCUAUUCAGCGGAAAGCGCUAGCUUCAAUUCCCCUCCAGCAAUUGAAAACGAAGGCUCAGAAAAAGCUAGCACAAGCUACAAGACUGGACAAAGGUGCACAUGUGAAUGAAGAGGACUUCUUACUGUUGGAGCUCUUGGACUGGUUUAAGAAUUACUUUUUUCAUUGGGUGAAUAAUCUUCCUUGCAGCAGGUGUGGUGGGCAGACAGAGCCUAAAAGUGACUACUUGUUGCCUACCGAAGAUGAUCUAAGGUGGAAUGCCAGUCGAGUGGAAAAUCAUUACUGCAACCAGUGUCAGUUUUGUAACAGAUUCCCAAGGUAUAACAACCCUGAAAAGCUUCUGGAAACUAGAUGCGGACGCUGUGGCGAGUGGGCUAACUGUUUUACACUGUGUUGCAGAGCUGUAGGUUUUGAAGCUAGAUACGUUUGGGACUGUACAGAUCAUGUUUGGACUGAAGUAUAUUCUUCAUCUCAGAAAAGAUGGCUUCACUGUGAUCCAUGUGAAAAUGUCUGUGAUAAACCUCUUCUCUAUGAAACUGGGUGGGGAAAGAAGCUUUCUUAUGUAAUUGCGUUCUCCAAAGACGAGGUUGUUGAUGUCACCUGGAGAUAUAGCUGUAAACAUCAAGAAGUGCUCUCCAGAAGAACAGCGCUCAGUGAAGCUACGCUACGUGAAACAAUUAACGCACUAAAUAGAACGAGACAACAAUCUUUGUCAGAAAAUAGAAAAAGAGAGCUUUUGGAAAGAACAAUUGUGGAGCUUGUUGAAUUUAUUUCUCCUAAAACACCUAAACCUGGAGAAUAUGGUGGAAGGACAUCAGGUUCACUGGCUUGGCGAGUAGCCAGAGGUGAAGUUGGUCCAGAGAAAAGAAAAGAAGUCCUUUUUAUUCCCUCUGAAAAAGAGAAGACAUCUAAAUUCUUCCACCUCAUCUACAAUGUAGUAGAAGAUUGUUACACACGUAUUUCCAAUAAUAAUGAAAAAAUAAAUGGCUGGGAAACAGGUGUUUGGAAGGCAGAGUCUGUUUGGAGAAAGGUUGAAACGGAUUGGAAAAUGCAGAUCUGCAAGGUAUGGAUUUGGAGAUUGAUUCAGCAGCUGUCCGAGAAACUUGGCAGCCAAAGGAGCCUUCAUACUUUGUUUAUCAUUUAGUAUGUGAUGAACAGAAAGGAAUUUAAAUACAAAAGCCACAGUAAGAAAAAGUAACUAUAGAUAUUAGCCCAAGAGUAACAAAAAAGAACCAUCAGUUACCUAUUCUGUCUUUGCAGUGUUGUUGAUCAGAAUGAUUCAGAUAGAUGAUCGAUUUGGCCGAUCUGACUGUAGCCUGUAUUUGUGUAUGUUCUUGCUAUUCUGUAUCACUUGACUAUAUGGUAUACAAAUUAAACAGAUACAAAAUACAAAUGUAAUCACAUUACCUAGAGGUAAUUUGGCACCCAGGGCUCAAACAAGCAGACUGCAGUAGGUGAUAAUGAGAAUCUAAGAACCUGUAGAUCUGAAAUCCAUGGAUUUCUAAAAGCUUGUUUUCCUGAAGAAUUGCUCCAGUAGAAGGAAUUUGAGUCUUCCCCGCCCCGAAUUAAGACUUUUUUCAAAUGACACUGGAAAAUGAGUAGCCAGGUAUGAAAGUUAAGAGGACAGUCAAAAAGACACAGAAGGAAACUAACUUCUGUUUUUCUGGUUAAAUGCUUGGAUUUUAUAAUGGAAGAUGAGACAGGUCCUAAAAGCAUAUGUUUAGUGCACCUCAACCAAGUAGUAAUUAACGGAUUUUUUUGCUUUCCUUGCUUAAAUAUGGCAAUUCCGUGGGAACUGAUCAAGGGAAAUCUCUUGCUAGAAAUAGCUAGGUACUUAAAAAAUAGUGUGGAGAUCAGCCCUUUCAUGAACAUCAUUAUAUUCACAUGAAAGCAGGUUAAAUUGUUUGAUUUCCAUAGUUGAUCUUCACACCUAGGGAACAUAACACCUCACACCUUUGGGGUUUCUCAGCUUUCUUAAACAUGGGAAUUAGUAUUUUUGUCUGGUUCGUAGUAACACAAAUUCUGCUUCAUAGUCUGUCAAUGACAUUUCUAUAUUAGGGUGAGAUCUUUAGCAAAACAUACUACUGUGUUUAUUAUUUUAUUCAGGGUUGUUCUUUCCAGAUUGAAAACUAAAGAGCUAUCUAAAUCCAUUCAGUAUGAUGAUAAUCAGAAGCUUGGACAUGACAGAGUUUUGAUAAGUUUUCUUAACUAAGGAUUCUGAAAGGAUCAUGGCAGCAAUCUGUAACAUCUUUUACCUUGGUUUGCUGAUAAUAGAUAACUAGACUUGAAAGGACCAUCAGACACUUACCACAAAGUUAUCAUGAGGGUUGGUAAUAACUUUAAUGAAUGUUAACCUAUGGGCUUGACUGAAGUCAGGUGAAGUUUAGAACAGCAUUGGGAGUACAUUAAAUUACGCAAAUCUCCUAACAGUUCAAGUAAAGUUAAUACAGGAUUUAUAUAUGGCUAGCAUGUAUAAUUUGCUUUAACCAAGACUUGUCAAGUCCUAGGACAAGUAGUAUGCAGCCACAUCUGAAGAAUCUAAAAUGCUGGUUACACAGUUUUCUUCAUCAGCGAUACUGACCAACCAAAAUGAACAACAAAAGUGUGUGGGCUUGUGCAUUUAUAUGAAAAACAGAAGUCUGCUUUUUUGUAAAAAUAAUAAACUUAGGUAUUUUUGUGGCUUAAACUUCACCAGCUAUGUUGAAAUAGUGUUCCCUAGUGAAGGACUAUGAACAUAUACUAUUACCUAACUGUGGAAUAGACUUAAGGAUUCAGAAUGAGGUUAUAUUAAAACUGUAGAUACUACCAUUUUGUAAUGUUUAGAGGCUUGAUAAUGAAUGAAAGCGUGUUAUCUUUAGAUGUUAUGUCCUUGUUACAUCUAAUUAAUCAUUGUUGGUGGUCUCAGUUUUUGAUAUGCUAACUAUGUCGUCU
Falco peregrinus (peregrine falcon) is the source of this 3547-nucleotide messenger RNA. It is a transcript of the gene NGLY1, whose product is annotated as N-glycanase 1. Gene Ontology annotation, molecular function: peptide-N4-(N-acetyl-beta-glucosaminyl)asparagine amidase activity. The coding region runs from base 66 to 1760 and encodes 564 amino acids. The transcript has 11 exons. The record is from RefSeq and is a predicted model, not a curated record. Gene Ontology annotation, biological process: glycoprotein catabolic process; protein quality control for misfolded or incompletely synthesized proteins; protein deglycosylation. NCBI's taxonomy places the organism in Eukaryota, Metazoa, Chordata, Aves, Falconiformes, Falconidae. Gene Ontology annotation, cellular component: cytosol; nucleus; cytoplasm.